Messenger RNA from Closterium sp. NIES-65, 5061 nucleotides. The record is from the annotation of a GenBank genome assembly. Lineage: Eukaryota; Viridiplantae; Streptophyta; Zygnematophyceae; Desmidiales; Closteriaceae.
AUGCACGUGGCAUCAGGAGUUGCGAGGAACCAAGACAAGUGCCACUUGCAGGUGGAGGGACCCGAAGGGACGGGGGGCGCUGGGCUGCGAGCGAGACUCGACGUGAUGAGGGACAUGGGGAGGGGAAGCGGGCUAGGCUGGGAGAGGGGAGGGGAUCUGGGGAGGACCUCAGGGUGGGGGGAAGGGAGAAAAGGGUUGGACUUGUCCUGGAAGAGGAGCGAGGGCAUCGAAGGGGGGGGGGGGGGGCGGGUUGAGGGGAAGGAGCGAGGGAUUUGGGGGGAAGUGGGGGUCGGUUCAGGGGGGCAGCCGGGGGUGACCGGAGCACCGCAGGGAGCGCUACAGCCAGGGGAGCAGCUGGGGGUGACCGGAGCACCCUUGGGAGUGCUACAGCCAGGGGGGCAGCCGGGGGUGACCGGAGCACCGCAGGGAGCGCUACAGCCAGGGGAGCAGCUGGGGGUGACCGGAGCACCCCUGGGAGUGCUACAGCCAGGGGGGCAGCCGGGGGUGACAGGAGCACACCAGGGAGCACUACAGCCAAGGGAGCAGCUGGGGGCGAUUGGAGCACCCCAUAGAGAGCAGCAGCCAGGGGGGCAGCCGGGGGUGACUGGAGCACCCCUGGGAGUGCAACAGCCAGGGGGGCAGCCGGGGGUGACCGGAGCACCCCUGGGAGUGCUACAGCCAGGGGGGCAGCCGGGGGCGACCGGAGCACCCCAGGGAGCGCUACAGCUAGGGGAGCAGCUGGGGGUGACAGGAGCACCCCUGGGAAUGCUACAGCCAGGGGGGCAGCCCGGGGUGACCGGAGCACCCCGGGGAGUGCUACAGCCAGGGGGGCAGCCGGGGGUGACAGGAGCACAUCAGGGAGCGCUACAGCCAGGGGAGCAGCUGGGGGCGAUUGGAGCACCCCAGAGAGAGCAGCAGCCAGGGGGGCAGCCGGGGGUGACCGGAGCACCCCUGGGAGUGCUACAGCCAGGGGGGCGGCCGGGGGUGACCGGAGCACCCCGGGGAGUGCUACGGCCAGGGGGGCAGCCGGGGGUGACUGGAGCACCCCUGGGAGUGCUACAGCCAGGGGGGCAGCCGGGGGUGACCGGAGCACCCCUGGGAGUGCUACAGCCAGGGGGGCAGCCGGGGGUGAUCGGAGCACCCCUGGGAGUGCUACAGCCAUGGGGGCAGCCGGGGGUGACAGGAGCACACCAGGGAGCGCUACAGCCAAGGGAGCAGCUGGGGGCGAUCGGAGCACCCCAGAGAGAGCAGCAGCCAGGGGAGCAGCCGGGGGUGACUGGAGCACCCCUGGGAGUGCAACAGCCAGGGGGGCAGCCGGGGGUGACCGGAGCACCCCUGGGAGUGCUACAGCCAGGGGGGCAGCCGGGGGUGACCGGAGCACCCCAGGGAGCGCUACAGCUAGGGGAGCAGCUGGGGGUGACAGGAGCACCCCUGGGAAUGCUACAGCCAGGGGGGCAGCCGGGGAUGAUCGGAGCACCCCAGAGAACACAGCAGCCUGGGGGGCAGCCGGGAGUGACCGGAGCACCCCAGAGAACACAGCAGCCUGGGGGGCGGCCGGGAGUGACCGGAGCACCCGAGGGAGAGCAGCAGCCAGGGGGGCAGCCGGGGGUGACCAAAGCACCCCACGGAGUGCUACAGCCAGGGGGGCAGCCGGGGGUGACCGGAGCACCCCAGGGAGUGUUACAGCCAGGGGGGCAGCCGGGGGUGACCGGAGCACCCCAAGGAGUGCUACAGCCAGGGGGGCAGCCGGGGGUGACCGGAGCACCCCUGGGAGUGCUACAGCCAGGGGGGCAGUCGGGGGUGAUUGGAGCACCCCAGGGAGCGCUACAGCCAGGGGAGCAGCUGGGGGCGAUUGGAGCACCCCAGAGAGAGCAGCAGCCAGGGGGGCAGCCGGGGGUGACCGGAGCACCCCUGGGAGUGCUACAGACAGGGGGGCAGCCGGGGGUGACUGGAGCACCCCAGGGAGUGCUACAGCCAGGGGGGCAGCCGGGGGCGACCGGAGCACCCCUGGGAGUGCUACAGCCAGGGGGGCAGCCGGGGGUGACCGGAGCACCCCAGAUAGAGCAGCAGCCAGGGGGGCAGUCAUUGGACGACCGGGAGCACCAGUUAGAGGAGUGGUGCCGACUUUUGGAGUUUGAUACCCCCAUGGCGACUGCGGAGGAGUCAGAGGCGGACGAAGAACCUCCCAUGCAGCCUUCCCCAUGCCCUCGUUUUCCGUGUGACACGUGUUUUCACACGUUCGCUACGCGAGGGGCUGCUGCGAACCACAUGAGGGUAUGCCGGGCGGCUGAGGCGGAGAGGCGCGCGCAGGCACUUGGCUCGACCCCGUCACUGGUGGAGACCGACAGGCAGGAGCGACCGACGCCGCGGGAAUUUGGGGACGAGGCGUGGGCCGGGGUUACAUCUUGGGAAUGGGAAGCAUUUUUCAGUGUGGAGGCGGUUGGAGGGAGGACAGUGCGCCGGAUCCCACAGCGGGCUCGGUCGGGGGUCUUAGACGCGCUCUGUUGCGUCUUAAAGCGUUUGAAGAGCCGGCCGGGGGAUGAAGCCGCUACCCUCCUACUCUUGGCUUUUCCGCGCCUCAUCCUAGCCGUGCCUCCCAAGCCAGGCAUAGGACAGAAGGCGCUGAUCAUAGAGCGGUUGGGGGCGUUUUGGGAGGGGAGGUGGCGGGAGCUGUUCGACUCCGCCAUGGUGGCGGCGCGGCCAGCAGUACGCCCACUUGCCUACACUUGCUCUGACCAGGACCCGGAUGCCAUCCGCCUGUCACGGUGCCGAUCUCGGUGUAAAGUGGGAGAGUGGAGCCGCGGAUUGGCUUGCCUUACAGCAGGGGAGUUGGCCCGGCCGUCUGAGGCCAUGGUGCAGUCGCUGCGAGAGAAGCACCCUGCUAGCACUAGCGAGGUACCACAGUGGGUCCGUGAUUUCACCGUCGAUGCUCCUCAGCGGCCUCCACUCACGGCCGACAUCCUAGCCAGAACUAUCCAUACAGCCGCUCGCGCUUCAGCAGCAGGGCCAUCGGGGUGGGUCACAGAGCAUCUGCGCGACACCUUGCUCACUGAACCUUCCUGCCUUUCCCACCUGUUGGAGGUGUUCAACCAAUGGGUGGCGGGACAGGUCCCCGAGCGGGCUCGGCCCUGGCUCGCCGCAUCCAACCUAGUUGGGCUUUCCAAGCCUAACGGCGACGUCCGGCCGGUCGCGAUUGGGGAAGUGCUUCCGCGUAUCCUUGCUCGAGCUCUCUGCAUCUCGCUCCGCCCUACGAUGGCUUCCUACUUUCUGCCGUGCAACCAGCUGGGAGCGGGCACUAGGGCCGGGCAGCAGGUGAUGGAGUCGGUGACUAGAGAGUUCAGGGACCUACUUUUCCUGAGCUACGCAGACGAUACCUAUAUCCUGGGACCGGCGGCUAGGAUUCUAGAUGCGUUUGGGGUGCUGCGGGAGCGGUUGGAAUGGGUGGGGCUGGAGGUGCAGGCACACAAGUGCCGGUUUUGGGAGCGCGAGGGCGGGGAUGUGGAGCUGGCACUGCCAUUGGGGAUGCAGCGGGUGGAGGAGGGUCUCACUGUGGUGGGCGUGCCUAUUGGGGAGGAGGGUUGGGAGGUGACCCGGUUACGGGAGCGGCUUAGACAGUUGCAAGCGCCAUUGCCAUGGCUCCCCCUGCUCGACCACCCCCAGAUGGCUUCACAUCUCCUCGCCAUUGCAGUUUCAGCACGGCCGAUGUACCUGGCCCGGACUAUGCCGCCGCGUCCGGAGGUGGUGGAGGCCUUCAGGGAUUGGGAUAGCUGUCUGGAGGAUUGCUUUGAGCAGCUUUUCCCACCUGGCACUUGGGAGCAUGACCCCGACCGGUCUAGGCGCGCGCGCAUGCAGCUGCAUCUCCCUGUGCGACUCGGAGGGUUUGGGAUCCGGGCAGCAGCCUCUUUGAGUCCGCUGUCCUAUGUUUGUGGGUGGGCGCAGGCCGCGCGUGAUAUUGCACAGUUGGGUGUGGCGGGCGAGGAGGCGAUGUUUGCGGAGUACCUCACCACUUCGGCAGGGGCGGAGUUUCUUGACCCGUGGUUUGCCAAGGCUCUUGAGCAGCUGCCUGCGACUAUACGCCAGGAGAUGCCGGGCUUACCUCUGUGCGUAGCGGCCCCUCCUCUUCGGCUUUUCCAGGCGCGACAGCGGUUGUUGGCGGUAGAGGAGCUCCAGACACUGCGUCGCUCGGCUCGUGACGAUGCCACCCUGGCCCGUUUCACAUCCCUUCAGGGCCCGGGGGCUGGUGCAUGGGUUUCGGCGGUUCCGGCUCACUCAGAUCUCACAUUCACUGCGGCGGAGUGGGGCAUUGCUGCUGCUAUACGGCUCGGGCUCCCAAUUCAGCAGCUGCAGGUGGCGGGGAGGUGUGUUUGUGGCACAGCAUAUGUUGACCCAGCAGACCCGCAUCAUGCCUUGAGAUGCAAGCACCAGCAUGGUCCAUCUCGGGUACAUGAUGAGGUGAAGUUUGCGGUGGCGAAGAUCUCUAAGGCGUCUGGGGGGGUGGUGACAAUGGAGGAUAGUGUGGUGCUGCAGGGGAAGCGGGUUGAUGUGGCGGUGCGACGACCAAUGGCUGGAGAGGCUCACGCCUUGGAGAUCAGCGUCGCGGACCCGCUAUCGCUGUCUCCAUCUUUGCUAGGACAGUGCGGGCGUCAAAUAGGCGUGGCGGCAAGAGAAUGGGAGCGUCGUAAAACGAGCGAUUACGCGCCUCUGCUUGCACGCAACCGGGGCGUGCAGUUCACUCCUCUGAUAGUGGAGACGUGGGGGUGUCUCGGCGGUCGCUUUCGGAGGUGGCUUUGUCAGCAGGGAGAUGCGCACGUGGGGCUAGCUGUGUCGCGGGGGGCUUGUCGGGAGGACGACACUGUGUUUUCGGCUUAUCUUCUAGGGUCACUAAAGGCGCUCAUCGGGGUGGCGUUGCAACGUGCGCAAGCCCGUGUCAUCCUGCUUCGAGCGGCGUCUUCUAUGGGGGGGAUUAACGUUGACUUGGUGGACCGGGAGUGGGACGAUGGCGAUGCGGAAGGCGGGGCUCUCUGGGUGGAGGCCCCGUACAUGGUGGAUUCGCUGUUGUGA